AGUUUCAACAAAAUCGCAUCAAUCAACCGGACGAUCCCGUUACUUCCCUCUUCUUCAAACAAGCCGUCAACCCAAAAAACUCUGCAGCACUUAGUUAACCUUUUAUUACCAGUCGUCCUAUUCAGUUGAACAUUUCGCUUACAUAGAACUUAGAGCGAGAAAGUUCUUUCUGGAGAGAGAACGCAGCAAAACCUAUCAAUCUUCGCUUAUUCGUUCUCGUCACAUUGGUUUGUUAAGUCCGGUGAUUAUACGUCUUGAGAAUGUUCGCCGAUUUAAUUGAUUGGGAUUGAGUAUUUCAGAAGUUUAAUUUGAAAUUCUUGAGUGUUGUUUGUGUUUCUCGUGAAUUAGAUUGAAGGUUGUUGUGGUGGCGUGAAGGAUUUGAUCGGGGCGGGUCCGACAUGAGCAGCCAAGGGCAGGUGGUGACGGUUAAGGACCUCAUAGAAGAAGCUAAAAAGCGGAUUGUAAUAUUGCUCCUAUGUGUCAUUGGACUUUCCUAUAUCAUGUCUCUAACAAGCUCUUCAGUCUUUAUCAACUUGCCUGCUGCUGCUCUCCUAAUUGUUAUCCUUCGCUAUCUAUCUCUGGACUUUGAUGCACGAAUAAAAGCUGCUACAUAUAAAAACAAGUCAUCCUCAUCAAAUAGUAGUAUUCAGAAGAAACAGUUAGAUGGUCCAAGAACAGUUAAUGAGAAGUCUGAUUGGAGGAAGAAAGUAGAUUCACCUAUUGUGGAAGAUGCAAUAGACCACUUCACCAGACACAUAGUCUCUGAGUGGGUGACAGAUCUCUGGUACUGCCGUAUAACUUCUGAUAGACAGGCAACACAGGAACUUGUGCAGAUCAUGAAUGGCGUGCUAGGGGAAAUUUCAUGUCGGAUGAGAUCCAUCAAUCUUAUAGAUCUUUUAACAAGGAAUAUUGUCAGUCUAAUAUGCACUCAUUUGGAACUCUUCCGUUCAUGCAAAAUGAGGAUUGAGAAAAAGCAUUCAAGAUCCUUGACUAUAGAAGAGCGAGAUCUGGAACUUAAACUGACACUGGCUGCAGAUGACAAGUUACAUCCGGCUUUAUUUUCUCCAGAAGCUGAACACAAGGUUCUCCAGCAUCUCAUGGAUGGUCUCAUUUCAUUAACGUUUAACCCAGACGACUUGCAAUGCUCUUUAUUCCGCUACAUUGUGAGGGAGCUUCUUGCUUGCGUUGUGAUACGGCCAGUACUGAAUUUAGCUAACCCUAGGUUCAUUAACGAGAGGAUUGAAUCUCUAGUUAUUUCCCUAAAGAAGGCUGAUAAAGGACCUACGGCCUCUCAAACAGAAAACCAAUCAAGUGCGAGUGAAUCUGAAAAGGUAUUAGCAGAUCCAUUUUCUGGGGUGUUGGAUCCUUCUGCCAAAGGUGUUGAACUUGUUCAGUUAAAAAAAGACGAAACUAACGAUACCAUGGCGAAUAAUGCGAUGGACAACGGAAAUGGAACAGAUUUGUCAAAGGAUCCUUUACUUUCCAUUGAUACACGGUCUACUCGUUCUUGGAGUUCUUUGCCAUCACAACCCAACACAGAUGAUGGGAGAGGUCUCCAGAGACACCGCUCUGGAGAAGAGUGGGGUGAAAUGCUAGAUUUGAUGUCACGUCGAAAGUCUGAAACCCUGGCUCCAGAAAACUUGGACAACAUGUGGACAAAAGGAAGAAACUAUAAAAGGAAAGAAGAGGGCAAUCUAGCAUCAGAUUCACUCGAACAGAAUUCUUUGGUCGGGGCACCUAAAUCACAGGAACACUUGAAGGGGAUGUUUAGACAGAAAGAGUGUGAGAGAGAAAAUAAGGUUAACCUGAACCGUUAUUUGAAGGCUACUCAACCUUUUCAAUAUCAAGAGGAAGAUGAGCAAAACAUAGAUGAAGUCGAAUCAGAGAGCACUAGUUCUUACACUACUGAGGAUGAGGAACCUAGUAGUGUGACAGGUCUUGAUUCUCCUGGUAUUUUAGUGUGGGAUGCAAAAAAUAGAAGGAAUGUCAAUCACGUUCAUCAUCCACUUGCAAGUAAUGCUGGUCAUAAGACCAGAAAGGGAAAAUCUAACAAAGGUCACAUUCACUCUAAGCACUUAAAUAAAGUACCAUCUGCGCGGAAAAAAUCCAGAGUGAGUAGCUCAACAGAGCAUGUUUGGCAAGAGAUUCAAAGAUCGAGCUUCUUAUUAGGGGAUGGACAUGAUAUAUUAAACUCUAAAGAUAAUGAGAACCCAGAAGUUCUGAGUGACGACACUGAUACAGAAAUGCCUGGUAGAGUUUCAAGUGGCAUGAAUGCAUCAUCAUCUUCUUUGUCAAGCAGCGUUCUUGAAAGUCACAAAAUGGGUGCUAAUUCUGUUAAAGGUUCUAUAAUUGCUGAUUCCUUUCUGAAGUUAACAUGCGAGGUCUUGAGUGCCAAUAUCGUAAAAUGUGGCUCAAAAACUUUUGCUGUUUAUUCCUUAUCUGUUACAGACGUGAACAAUCAUAGUUGGUCCAUCAAAAGAAGGUUUCGUCAUUUUGAGGAGCUACACAGACGACUUAAGGAGUAUCCUGAGUACAAUCUUCAUUUGCCACCCAAACAUUUCCUCUCUACAGGUCUGGAUGUUCAAGUCAUUCGAGAACGAUGCAAAUUUCUUAACGCAUAUCUGAAGAAACUGCUGCAGCUCCCAACCGUUUCCAACUGCAUUGAGGUUUGGGACUUCCUCAGUGUUGAUUCACAGACAUAUAGCUUUUCGAAUUCGCUUUCCAUAAUUGAGACAUUACCACUUGACCUGGAUGAUACAGUACACAAAGUAAGAAAAGAACCUCCGCCCAAGAUUGUCCAAAGAACUGAUAUCACAUCCUCCAUGGGAGAGGAUUAUGCUGAAAGAAAGGAGCAAGUCUUGAUGCAUCAUCCUGUGGUGGAUGAAUCAAGAUUUGGGAAAAGAUUUGUUCCACUGGCCCCUCCAAAAAGACCCACCAAAGGAACUUUUGAGGAUUCAAGUAGUGACUCCGACAAUGUACAAACAAAUAAAGUUUCAAUCCCAACCAUGGAAACGACGCUAAAAUCAGCUGAAACUAAUUCACGUGCCUCACAUGCAUCAUCAGAAUCCUUUGUUGAUGCUCCUGUUGACUCCUCCCUUCCUGUAGAGUGGGUGCCUCCAAACGUAAGUGCACCCGUUCUCGACCUGGUUGACGUCAUUUUUCAGCUCCGAGAUGGUGGAUGGAUCAGGAGAAAGGCAUUCUGGGUGGCGAAACAGGUUUUACAAUUGGGAAUGGGUGAUGCAUUUGAUGACUGGCUGAUUGAGAAAAUCCAGCGUCUGCGCAGGGGUUCAGUAGUUGCUGCAGGCAUCAGACGUGUUGAGCAGAUUCUAUGGCCUGAUGGAAUAUUCAUAACAAAGCAUCCAAGGAGACAACGUCCGACCCCAUCUGCUAGUCCAUCUGCUAAUUCUCCACACAACCAACCUCCUACUCCGUCAUCAUCACCAACAAUAGAGGAUAUCCAGAAACUGGAGGAGAUGCAACAGAAGGAAGCAGAAAGGCGCGCAAACCUUGUAUAUGAGCUGAUGAUUGAAAAAGCGCCUGCUGCUGUCGUCGGACUCGUUGGUCACAAGGAAUAUGAACAAUGUGCAAAGGAUCUUUAUUACUUCAUCCAGUCAUCUGUGUGUCUGAAGCUGUUAGUCCUUGAUCUUGUUGAGCUGAUACUGUUGUCCGCUUUCCCCGAGCUGGAUGGCGUGUUCAGUACAUUGCACAAGGAUAAGAGGAAGUUUGGGGAGCUCAAAAUAGAUUAGUGUGCGCGAGUUUCAAGACAGUUGGUCCAUCUUUUAAAGGAACCGAUUUUUGCAUACAAUUUUCUUUCCCUUUGGCACUACUGGGAAUCGAUUUUUGCUUACAUGUCUUGUAAGCUAGUUGCUAACGGCGUGGAAAAUUUUGUUUUGUGGAAAUUUUUCUUAGAAACACAAACUGUUAAAAGUUGAGCUAGAAUCAUCUUCCUUGAGGACACUUUUU
Messenger RNA from Lycium ferocissimum, 3963 nucleotides. RefSeq lists its product as uncharacterized. Gene Ontology annotation, molecular function: phosphatidylinositol binding. Bases 399 to 3746 code for a protein of 1115 amino acids. NCBI's taxonomy places the organism in Eukaryota, Viridiplantae, Streptophyta, Magnoliopsida, Solanales, Solanaceae. The record is from RefSeq and is a predicted model, not a curated record. The transcript is spliced from 16 exons.